Messenger RNA from Bufo bufo (common toad), 1586 nucleotides. RefSeq names its product Src like adaptor 2 (gene SLA2). The coding region runs from base 193 to 990 and encodes 265 amino acids. Lineage: Eukaryota; Metazoa; Chordata; Amphibia; Anura; Bufonidae. The record is from RefSeq and is a predicted model, not a curated record. The transcript is spliced from 8 exons. Gene Ontology annotation, molecular function: protein binding.
GCAGAGACUUCGCACAUGAGAUGCUGGUCUGACACUACAUGCUGUUCAUUAAGAACCCAGCUACCAAACUGGAAACUUCCUCCCUCAUUAACUUUCACUGUCGUAAACCCACACCUCGCUCACAGGGGAUGAAAAGAUGCAAGCAAAAUUUUUACUACUGAAAGAAUUUCACUCCUGAAAGCAACCCAAGGAAUGGGGAGUUUGCCCAGCAAAAGGGGAUAUUCAGCUAUAGAGGCCACUAUGUCCAGCGCUCAGAUAAACCCCAUUGUAGUGGACAAGUGCGUGUUUGUGGCUUUGUACAAUUUUCCUGCGGGUGGUCAAGGCGAUUUCAGCAUUCGACUCGGGGAGCAGCUGAACAUCCUUUCUGAGGAUGGUGACUGGUGGAAAGUAAAGUCAGUUUCUACUGGGCAAGAGUGCUACAUGCCUAGAAAGUAUGUUGCCAAGGUGUACAACAGGUGGUUAUAUAAAGGUAUAAACCGGGAGAAAGCAGAAGAGCUGCUUCUGGUGAACUGCAACCAAAGUGGUUCCUUCUUGAUUCGAGAAAGUGAAACCAGAAGAGGAUGUUACAGUUUAUCAGUUCGGAAAUCAAAUCAAGCUACGCUGGAUUCUAUCAAGCAUUAUCGCAUUAAUCAGCUACAAAAUGGCUGGUAUUAUAUUUCUCCUCGUCUGACCUUUUCAACACUCCAGGAUAUGGUGGACUACUACUCUGAAAUGGCAGAUGGAAUUUGCAGCAUCUUAAAGGAGCCCUGUGCUGUACAAGGAAUUAUUCCCCCUGCUGCUCUGACAUCAGUACCCGUCAUUGUCCGGAAACCAACACUGAACUGGAGAGAUCUAGAUAGCUCUGCCCUGUUUAGUGGCAAUACCAACUUAGAUGAAGAAGAUUGUCCGGUGAGCUUAGGUCUCCGAGAGGCGGUCAGUUCUUACAUGUUUAUGACAGAAGACAUGGACUCAGUGACAGCUCUGGAGAGAGAGCAUCUGUGGAAGGCAUAAGCUAUGGCUUCUCACUCAACUAUCUCACAUCAGUGUUUGGGAAAUGAACAAUUUUCAUGAGCCAAUGGACUUAAGUGAACCAGUUCCUGUUCAGCUCAACAUCGCCGGCCGAUGCAGUUUGAAAGGUGCCGGAAUGGACAUUACUAUAUUUAUGGCGGCUGUGCUGCUUUUCAGUUUCUGUGUGUUUUAAAGACGUUUGUGUUCUCUGUUAGAAGCUUUCAAAUUGUCUAUUAUAAAAUAAAUGUCCUCUCCUGUCUUGGACGGAGCAAUACAUGGCCAUCAUCGAUCAGAUACAAGAAAGACUUUGGUGAAAUCAAAAUGUGAACAUACUUGAUGAGCCUCAUUAGUAAAUAUGGAGGGACUUUGUGAAUGUGUGAGCUUGUCCCAUAUGCUGGCCCAGUCUUAUGAUUAACAGACCAGUAAACACUUAUGUGGGUUAAUUCACUGAAAUUUAUAGGAAAUCCCUAGGAAUGCAUCAAAAUCCCUGAUUUCAAAGAAAUUUAAUGUGAAGCUCCAACUACGAGAUACUUCAAAUAUAAAACUAGUGCAAUGUGCUGCCCCCCACCCCAGGGCUGAUCAUGUACCAAGUUUAUAGG